Messenger RNA from Dermacentor andersoni, 657 nucleotides. Lineage: Eukaryota; Metazoa; Arthropoda; Arachnida; Ixodida; Ixodidae. The record is from RefSeq and is a predicted model, not a curated record.
AUGGCUCACCCGCUUCUGCUGUUUGUGCAGGUUGGUCCUCAGUGCACUGAUUGUUCCUACCGAAGUGACAACAAAUUUUUGGUUAUCCUGCCGUGCCCUCGCAAGUUUUGUUGCAUUCUUAUUGACCGUUGGUCCAUGAUGUUGCUAUUAGUGUCAGGAAACAUAGAAGAAAAUUCCGGCAUGAACAAAGAAAUGCAUGAACUCGUUAUUAAAGUGGAUGAUAUGGAGAAUAGAAGUCGCCGAAAUAACUUAGUAAUUUAUGGCGUUACUGAAGACUCAGACGAGGAGGCGAGAACACUAGAAAACAAAAUAAAAGAAGGUAUAUUCAAGGAUAUACUCGCCCUUGAAGUUAAAUCUAUUGAAAGAAUUCAUAGGAUUGGCAAUCGUUACGGUCAGCGCCCACGCCCAAUCAUUCUUCGUCUUUUCGAUUGCAGAGAAAAAAACAAAAUUUUGUCUUGCUGUAACAAACUCAAGGGCACACCGAUAUCAAUAUCGGAAGAUUUCUCAAAAAGAAUAAGAGACAUCCGAUCCAACUUGUGGCGUUCAACGCUGAUUGGCAUGUGGCAAGCCGUGAACGAAGCGAGCUUGAGGGCACAUCGCUUCUGUGCUUCAUCGGCCGACAAGCGCACCGCGACUGCGUCGCGCAAGGACUGUUGA